This is a messenger RNA of Drosophila albomicans, 2512 nucleotides long. RefSeq names its product cytochrome P450 306a1 (gene phtm). Gene Ontology annotation, molecular function: iron ion binding; heme binding; oxidoreductase activity, acting on paired donors, with incorporation or reduction of molecular oxygen, reduced flavin or flavoprotein as one donor, and incorporation of one atom of oxygen. The transcript has 3 exons. The coding region runs from base 125 to 1765 and encodes 546 amino acids. The record is from RefSeq and is a predicted model, not a curated record. Gene Ontology annotation, biological process: xenobiotic metabolic process. Gene Ontology annotation, cellular component: cytoplasm; intracellular membrane-bounded organelle. NCBI's taxonomy places the organism in Eukaryota, Metazoa, Arthropoda, Insecta, Diptera, Drosophilidae.
ACAAAAUGAACAGUAAUUGAAGAGCCUCGUUGCGGAACGGACGUGGCACCAAAAAAUCACCACAAAAAACUGAACUCAACUGAACAAUAAAGGAACUGACUUACCUGAGACUGCAAAAACUACAAUGACAGACUCAGCAUUGAUGGAACUCGCAGUGCUCGGACUGCUGCUGGCCGUGAUUGUGAUAAUCAUUUCGCUGAUCUGCCAUCGACGCAACGAGCGUUUGUUUGGCCGCACACCGCCAGGACCUUGGGGAUUGCCGCUGCUCGGCUAUUUGCCAUUUCUUGACCGGAAGGCGCCACACAAAUCGCUGCAGACGCUGGCCAAACGCUUUGGCGGCAUCUAUCAGCUGAGCAUGGGCAGCGUUCGCACCGUGGUGCUCUCGGAUGCGGCGAUGGUGCGUGAGUUUCUGCGAUACGAGCAGCUGACGGCACGUGCCCCGCUCUAUGUGACGCAUGGCAUCAUGAAAGGCUACGGCAUUGUUGGAGCCGCAGGCGCCAUCUGGAAGUAUCAGAGACGACAGCUCAUCGAGUGGCUCAAGGCGCUGGGCAUGACGCGCAAACAGUGCGAGACGCGUGCUCAGCUGGAGCAGCGCAUUGCUCGUGGCGUCAACGAGUGCGUCCAGUCAUACGAAACAGAAGCCCAGGAAGCGGGUGGAGUGUUGGAUCCGUUGCCAUCGCUGCAGCAUUCGCUGGGCAAUGUGAUCAACGAUUUGGUCUUUGGCGAAACCUAUCGCCGCAACGAUCCCAACUGGCUCUAUCUGCAGCAGCUGCAGGAGGAGGGCGUCAAGCUGAUUGGCGUCUCGGCCGUGGUGAAUUUCCUGCCCUGGCUGCGCCACCUGGCGGCGAACAAGCGCAGCAUACGUUUUCUGCUCGAUGGGAAGGCGAAGACACACGCGAUCUAUGAUCGCAUCAUACAUCGCUGCGAAAAGCAGCUGGAAGUCGAUCUGCAGCAGCGACAGCAAAAACAAUUGCCACCCAAGGAACCACACAGCAUCCUCGAGCAUUUCCUCAACGAACGUCAGCCGUACUCGGAGCUCUACUGCGACGAUCAGUUGCGUCAUCUGCUCGCCGAUCUCUUUGGCGCCGGCGUUGACACCGCACUGGCCACGCUCCGUUGGUUCCUGCUCUACUUGGCACGCGAGCCGCGUUGCCAGCAGCGUCUCCAGGCGGAGCUCCAGCAGCUGAGCGAGACGCCGUCGCUUGCGGAGCUCGAGACGAGCGUCUAUCUUCGUGCCUGUCUCUCGGAGGUGCAGCGCAUCCGUUCGGUUGUCCCGCUGGGCAUUCCGCAUGGCGUCGAGCGGGACGUGACCAUCGGUGACUAUUGCCUGCGAAGCGGCAGCAUGGUGCUCAUCCUGCAGUGGGCCAUACACAUGAAUCCCGAUGUCUGGCCCCAGCCUGAACAGUUUCGCCCAGAGCGCUUCCUCAAUGCCGAUGGCGAUUAUGCGGCGCCAGCUCAGUUCAUUCCCUUCCAGACGGGCAAACGCAUGUGUCCCGGCGAUGAGUUGGCUCGCAUGAUGCUCACUCUGUUCGCUGGUCGCAUUCUACGUCGCUUCCACAUCCAGUUGCCCAGCGAUCAGCCAGCGAUUGAUCUGGAUGGCGAGUGCGGCAUCACUUUGACUCCGGCUCACUACAAACUCCGCUUCAGCAAGCUGAAACCGCGGGAGGGGAAAGCGAAGGUGGAGAAGGAGAAGGAGGAGCAGGAGGAGAAGGAGAAGGAUGAGAGGCAAGUGUUAGAGGAGGCAGCGAAGGUGAAGGAUGAGUAAGGAGGCGUCUAGAAAGAGCCGACAGCGAUUGAGAGAAGACCAAAAUAAUUUCAGUUGGAGAAAGUGAGAAUGAAGUGAAACAUAUAGAAGAGAAUAAAGAUAAAGACGAGUGUUUAAAAAAAUGCCAGAAAGAAUUUGAUACAAAAAAAUAAAAUAUAUAACGCAAGAGGGAAUCGAUCGAAGAUCAGAAGAAUUUGAUGCUAAAGAGGGAAAAUUGGGAUAAGGGCAACCAAAUUUGAAGUAGAAGACGAUAAAGAAUAAUUGGGAGCAAAGAAUUUAACUUGAAAUAUGUCGAAAAGAAAGGAAAGCGAUUGAAAGAAUGCAAGAUGUAGUUGAGUUAGAAGAAGUCAAAGAACAAAUUAAGCGAUUGGGAGAAUACCAACAGGAAAAAAACGAAACAGAAAAGUCUUCUGCAAAAAGCGAUGUCAUAUAAACAAAAGUGGAAAGGAACCAAUUUUAAAAGUGAAAAAUUGCUGAAAAAAUAUACCAGAAGGUGAGAGGAAUAUGAGUCAGGAGAAUACGACAAAUACUGUAAAAAUAAUAAAAAAAAUGAAAAGAAGAAAAAUAAUAUUUCAAUUUCGAAAGAAAAGGUUAAACAGUAAGGAAGCAGAAAUAAGUACACCAGAAAAUAAUGUAAGGAAAAAGAUGCAAAAAGAGAGAACAAGGAGUUGAAGGUAAAUUGUGAGAUAGAUCUAACUCUGAAACUUAAAUGAGACUUGAUAUGAAGUUGAAGAAUUAUGUGGCCGA